GAAAUUGUAUAUCUGACAUUACAAUUUUCUUUUUCGUUCUAUUUUCAUAGUCAUUGUUACAAUUUUAAUAUUGAAUUAUAUUAGAUAAUAAUUCCAUAGAAAGAAACCAUAAUGUUUCGGAAUCAGUACGACAGUGAUGUCACGGUAUGGAGCCCUCAAGGGCGUCUUCAUCAGGUGGAGUAUGCCAUGGAGGCAGUAAAGCUCGGUUCUGCAACUGUAGGGUUGAAGAACAAACAGUUUGCAGUUCUGAUUGCCUUAAAAAGGGCAGUAAGUGAAUUAUCAGCAUAUCAGAAGAAGAUUAUUCCAAUUGAUGAACAUAUUGGAAUCUCUAUAUCAGGAUUGACAGCUGAUGCUCGUAUGUUGAGCCGAUUUAUGCGUACCGAAUGUCUAAACCAUCGUUACGCUCACGAUGCACCAAUGCCUGUUGGCAGACUGAUUGCACUUGUUGGCAAUAAGAUGCAAAUAUGCACACAGCGUUACGACAAACGCCCACUCGGAGUUGGCCUACUGGUUGCUGGAUAUGAUGAUCAAGGUCCUCACAUUUACCAGACCUGUCCAUCAGCAAACUACUUUGACUGCAGAGCUAUGGCCAUUGGAGCUAGGUCACAGUCUGCCAGGACAUAUCUUGAGAAGCAUCUGACCACAUUCAUAGACUGCGACCUACAAGAAUUAGUAGCCCAUGGUCUAAGGGCUCUAAGAGAUACACUGCCUAAUGAAGUAGAUCUUAAUACAAAGAAUGUAUCGAUAGCGAUUGUGGGACCCAAGACGUCGCUCCAGAUUUGUGAGGAAGCUGAACUCACUCGGUUCUUGGCUCUCGUGGAAGGUGAAGAGAGACGAGGUGGUGGAACCGCAACCGGUGAUGCUGGGGCUUCUGGAACCGAUAGAGACCCCCCGGGGGACGAACGGGACCCACAGGUGGCGGUGGCAAUGGACACGGAAUAAGCACAGAUCGCUUGCAGUUCACUGCAGACGAAGAUCCAACAGAUUCGGGUCUACCUGAUUUCAAUUCUGACGUCUGCAUGUGGACCGAGGCAUACCAGUUAUCUCUACCUUUCCUGAACCACUUCAAAGGUGUGCCUUGGCCAGUGUUUAAAUUGAUAUGUAUUGUAUGACCAUUUCUCUAAAUAACUAUAUGAAUCCCUUCGGCGUUGCCUGUGUGUAGCCUAUAUCAUCCGCUGCUAGCUAUCUAUAAGUGAAAGUAUUUUUUGAAAUAUAUAUAAUUUAAUUCUGUAUGUACUCUGGCUUCGUGUUCGAGUAUAUUAGUAGACAAUUUAAGAUAAUGAAAUGACAACAAUACAUAAAACAUUAAUACGACGCUAUGUAUUGUUUAUUUAAUAAAUUAGUAAAAGGCGCUUUGAAAAAUAUGAACAAAAAUAAUUAUCAAUCACUUUCCAGCUGUAUUUCGAAACCGAUAUGAUAUUGAAACCUUCAAGAAAAGAGAUUAUUUCAUAAAAUGCCGGUAACGCAUUUGCAAUUCCCUUGGUAUCGCGGGUGCUCAUGGGCCGCGGUAAUAACUUACCAUUAAGUGAGCCUCAAGUCUUUUGUCCUCUAUGCUAUAAAAAAAAAACAUAUAUAUCCACAGUCC
Molecule: messenger RNA, 1585 nt
Organism: Achroia grisella
Lineage: Eukaryota; Metazoa; Arthropoda; Insecta; Lepidoptera; Pyralidae
Gene: Prosalpha6
Product: proteasome subunit alpha type-1
Exons: 6
Coding region: 112-942 (276 amino acids)
Biological process (GO): ubiquitin-dependent protein catabolic process
Cellular component (GO): nucleus; proteasome core complex; proteasome core complex, alpha-subunit complex
Source: RefSeq, a predicted model, not a curated record